Messenger RNA from Sporisorium graminicola, 1983 nucleotides. RefSeq lists its product as uncharacterized. Gene Ontology annotation, biological process: Mo-molybdopterin cofactor biosynthetic process; molybdenum incorporation into molybdenum-molybdopterin complex. Bases 1 to 1983 code for a protein of 660 amino acids. Gene Ontology annotation, molecular function: molybdopterin molybdotransferase activity. The transcript has 2 exons. Lineage: Eukaryota; Fungi; Basidiomycota; Ustilaginomycetes; Ustilaginales; Ustilaginaceae. Gene Ontology annotation, cellular component: cytoplasm; cytosol. The record is from RefSeq and is a predicted model, not a curated record.
AUGGCUACGUACCGAGUGGGCAUCCUUACUGUCUCCGACACCGCCUCUUCCGAUGCAUCGCUGGAUCGAUCUGGGCCCGUGCUCUCCGAGCAACUUCUCUCCGCUGGAUUCAACGAUGUUGCGCGCUCCAUUUGCGCCGACGAUGUGCGCGCAAUUCGAUCGCAGGUGAAGCGGCUGGUGGACGAUGAGCGGGUGGAUUUGGUGGUGACUACAGGUGGGACUGGGUUUGGGUUGCGGGAUGUGACGCCAGAGGCGGUGGAACCAUUGUUCACCCGCAAGACGCCGGCGUUGACGCAUGCGCUCACGGCGUAUUCGCUGGCCAAGACUCCUAUGGCUGCCCUGUCGAGGGGUGUGACAGGGAUCAGAAAGGCGGAGGGGGGAAAGGAUGGUGGGAAGGAGGCGCUGAUCGUGGCGCUACCUGGAUCGCCAAAAGCGGUCAAGGAGUGUUUGGAAGUGCUUUUGGCAGGAGGACUGCUCACGCAUGCGCUCGAGCUGUUGGGUGGUGGAUCGGGCGAGACCAAGCAUAAAGAGAUGCAGGGUGGUCUGCACAGAUCUAGCACUGCGGGUACAGCUGUUGACACCGCCACCGAUACCGGGUGUGCUCACCACCACCACCACCAUCACCGCCCUCACGGCGGAGGAGGGCUGCACACCCACACGGCGCCUAAACCACGCACCACCGCCGCCGACCAUUCCGGCUUCCGCACCAUCGAUCCUACCUCCGGACCAUCGCUCCGACACCGCACCUCCCCCUACCCGCUCCUCGACCUCGACGACGCUCUCUCUCUCAUCGCACAACACACGCCUUCCCCCACCACGAUCCAAACGCUUCCCAUCGGACCGCCGCUCAUCGGACACGUGCUCGCCGAGGAUGUCACCGCCACCUGCGACCUGCCGCCCGGACCGACGACCAAUGUCGAUGGCUACGCCGUGCGUGCCGGCAGCACGCCCGCGGGAGAGUAUGCUGUGGUGACGCUCAAGACGCUCCAGGCGCGAUCCGCGCUGCAGCCAGGCGAGAUCUUCCGCAUCAACACGGGCCAGGGUCUACCCGAGGGCACGGACGCGGUGGUGAUGGUGGAGGAUACCGAGCUUUUGGAGGAGCGUGUGGGGGAGGAGGUUCGGGUGAAGGUGCUUGCGCAGGUGGACGCUGGUGAAAACGUUAGGGCAGGAGGAAGCGAUGUGCGCGCGGGCCAGGUGGUGCUCCGUAAAGGAACGACGAUCAGCGCACUGGGUGGAGAGAUCGGCACGCUCGCCUUCCUCGGUCGUUCUUCCGUCAACGUCUACCGCAAACCCACGAUCGCGAUCCUCAGCACGGGCAACGAGCUGGUCGAUCCCUCCCCCGCCACCAACAGCGCCAGUGGAACCGAUUGGGGUUUCACAGUCUUCGACGCCAACCGCCCCGGCCUUCGCGCCGCCAUCACGGGUCUCGGCUACACCGUCGUCGAUCUCGGCAUCUCGUCCGACACUACCACCUCGACACUCCAAGCCCUCCGCCAAGGUCUCGCCUCGGCAGACGUGAUCCUCACCACGGGCGGCACGAGCAUGGGCGAAUCCGACCUGCUCAAGCCGCUCAUCGAACGCGAGUUGCACGGCGACAUCCACUUCGGUAGAGUAGCCAUGAAGCCGGGUAAGCCGACGACGUUUGCGACGCUGGGUGCGGAGAAGAUCAUCUUUGCGCUACCGGGAAAUCCGGCGUCGGCGUUGGUUACAUUCUACGUGUUCGUGCUGCCGUGUUUGCGCAAGCUGUCUGGACAUGCUCCAGUAGGAGAAGGGCAGGCGAACCCGUGGUCGUUGCCGAAAAUCCCAGUGACCGUGGCCAGCGAUAUGAGGCUCGAUAGCAGACCAGAGUUCCACAGGGUUGUCGUCAAAGCCACGCAGGACGGCCUGGUGGCAUACAGCACAGGUUCACAAAGAAGCUCCUCCGAAAGGGUGGUCCCAAAAGGUGCCCGAGCACCGGCUAUCUUGCUCGGCUCCAUCGUGUAG